Erpetoichthys calabaricus (reedfish) is the source of this 1116-nucleotide messenger RNA. RefSeq lists its product as uncharacterized. NCBI's taxonomy places the organism in Eukaryota, Metazoa, Chordata, Cladistia, Polypteriformes, Polypteridae. The record is from RefSeq and is a predicted model, not a curated record. Bases 256 to 1101 code for a protein of 281 amino acids. Gene Ontology annotation, biological process: meiotic DNA double-strand break processing involved in reciprocal meiotic recombination; oogenesis; spermatogenesis. Gene Ontology annotation, cellular component: central element. The transcript has 9 exons.
AGUGAUUCACAGGCCAAUCAUAGUCAGGCAUCGGACAAUCUCACUCCGGAAGUUACUCUCUGCGUCUUCCAAACUAUGGCGGGCGUUUUGCUGGAGAAUCGCAGCAGGUGUCGUGUAUUAUGCUGUGUUUGCUUACGCCGUAAUGAAUAAUGUAAACGUGACAAAACCUCGUGAAGUCGUAGUAUUUAUUUACUAUGAAAGCACUGUAACGAACGUAUUUUACACCCGAGAAAAAAUAAGAAGCCCAAAUUCGACAUGGAUGAUGAGUAUCUCCGCCUGGAAGAUACAGAUAAGCUGUUACUUCAACUUGCAUUUCAGAUACACGAAGUAAUGACCUGUAAAGAUAAAGAAAAGCAGAAGAUUGAAAUUUUAUCUUCUAGUGUUGCAGAGAAAAAGAAUUGCAUUAAAGAACUGAAAACCAAGCUUGAAAACCUGGAUCAAGAAAUUGGUGAAAGGCAGAAAUGUCUUGCACAUUACAAAGAUAAUUAUAAAAGUUUAAAGAUCACUAACUCCCUUCUUCUUAAGUAUGAGAGUGAGCUGAAGACAGAGCUACAAAAUCAACACGUACAAACUGAGCAAGAACUAACAAAGUACAGAGAACAAUUAGAAAAUUAUUCUGAAGUUUAUCAGCAAUUCCAGGGUGCAAAUUGUCAAGGUCCUCAAUGGCGGCAGCUUUUAGAGAAAAAAUCGGAGCAGCAUCAGGUGGAACAGAGAAUCAAGGCUUAUGAAGAUGAGAUAGAAAUGCGAAAGAAAAUGAUGCAGGCUCUAAGAGAUUAUACACCUUUACCAGUUCUCAGUCAAUAUGUAUUGAAACUUGUUUCCCUAAGACAGAAUACAAUACAACUUCGAAGAAAGACUGAACUAGCACGGCAAGAAAUGCUAACGAAUAUGUUUAAGGAUAAAGAAAACAAAACUGAACAGAUAGACAAAGAAAUUACAGGACAUGAAUCCAGUGAAAACAAGGAACUACAAAGUAAUGAGAGAGUGUCUGCUGGUAACUUACCCAAUGAAAAGGAUAGAUACACUAUUAAUUUUGAAACAUCAGCAGAAGUGGGUAAGCAGAUGUUAUACAAUUUUCUGGUCAUCACAGUUUUUUUUUAGAUGAAUAUGGAGUCA